ACUCGCCGACUAGCGUCUUCGAGGUUCACACCGAAGUCGUAAAAAGGUAAUCUCUUUCUCUCUCUUCUCUUCUCUGGAUCCCCAAAUCUAGGGCUUCUUCUUCGAUGCGAAAUUUGCUGAAUUAGUACCUUAAUUUUUGUCCUCAAUUCUUGAUUUGGAGGCUUCGUCUUGUGUUUUACUUUCUUUUUUGACCUCGUGUUUGCUCACUUCACUGUGUUGAUUUUGGUAAAUUCUUCUCUUCGUACUGAAUGCGUGUUCUGGAUCCUCGAUUGACUUGUGUGAUCUUGGUUAUUUCGUUUACUUGUUAAGUGGUUGUGUUUGUGGCCAUUUUUGUUCAGAUGUGAGUGAAGAUUUUUUUUUAUUUGUUCUAUUUGCGUGCUUUUCAUUGAGUUUGAACUCGAGUUGCUACCUUCUCGAUUCGAUGUCAGAUUUGUGACUGCGUCUUGCUGCGAUGGGUUGCAUGAAAGUCAAAUGAGUAAACCAUUGUUGUCAGCAGACCCUGAUUCUGGAAAAUGAGUAAUAGGUGUAUGUAUCAGGAGUGGCAAAGCCACCGCUAUUCUAGAAUACUGCGAUAUGACUUGAAAGUCGAUGUUAUUAAUUGUUUGUUACCUAUUGUUAGUUUAUUGUAUUUGUAGUUGUUAGUCCCCAAUGUUGAUGUAAUUUACAUUUUGAAGUAGGAAGGAAUUAUUACUUGUCUGGAGUUGGCAAUGGGUUGGGCAUUAAGGGGUACCCCCUGUGUUAAAUUUUAAUCUAUGCUGUUGUGAGAUGUUUAUAAAUGCGGAUCUUUAUAAAUACACAAACCAUUUUUGUUGGUUAUAUCAAUUUGAUAGUCUUUGCUCAUUUUUGGACAAAAAAGGAAGAUAUUAUUGAUGUAUUCCCUUUUUCCUCAAUUGCAUGUCUGCGAUCUUCUUCUAUGUCAUGCUGUAUUUUUGUGUUGAUUUGCCCCUUUAAUAAGGUAUAUGUUGUGUUUAAACUUGUUAGGGUUUCAAAAGAUGGACAACGUGCACAGUUUCUGGCAAUUGGGUGAUGAACUUCGUGGACACUCAAAAGCAUCAGAGGAUCACAAAUGGCUAAUGGUUGCUUCAAAAUUGGCUGAGCAGACAAGAUCAAAGGGGGAGCGUGUGAAUAACCUUGAUCUUUCAAAAGGCCCCAUUGAAACAAGGCCAAGGGAUAAAUUUGGGUUCCAGGAAGAGAAUAAAUUUGACACUUUUAACUUAAGCAUGUUGAACCUGGACUCUAAAAUUACUGAAAAUGUGAGCAAAAGCGCCCUUCGAAAUGGUGUUUACAACAUGAAUGCAGUGUAUCAGAAAAGCAAUGCAAACUUGGUGGGUAAUGUGAACAGUAACAAGUAUAAUGGUAAUAUUCAGCAUAACAAAGAGACCAACAACAGCAGUAACAACAACAACAAUGAAAACAACUCCUCAAAUGCAGCUGACAAAAGGUUUAAGACCUUGCCUGCAGCUGAGACACUCCCGCGUAAUGAGGUGCUUGGAGGAUACAUCUUUGUCUGUAACAACGACACAAUGCAGGAAGACCUAAAACGCCAGCUAUUUGGUUUGCCUCCAAGGUAUCGAGAUUCUGUUAGGGCAAUAACACCAGGAUUACCUCUAUUUCUGUAUAACUAUACCACGCAUCAGCUGCAUGGUAUUUUUGAGGCAGCAAGUUUUGGUGGCUCUAACAUAGAUCCUACUGCAUGGGAGGAUAAAAAAUGCAAAGGCGAGUCAAGGUUUCCAGCUCAGGUAAGAAUCCGUGUCAGGAAACUUUGCAAGGCUUUGGAAGAAGAUUCGUUCAGGCCAGUAUUGCAUCAUUAUGAUGGUCCGAAGUUUCGUCUUGAACUGUCAGUUCCAGAGACUCUGGAUCUGUUGGACCUAUGUGAACAAGCUGGUUCGGCAGCAUUAGCAAACAAGGAAUGUGCAAAAUAGGUAGGUUUUGGUGUGCCAGCUGUGUGCUUUUGGCAGAUUUUCCAUGAAGCGUAAGCUUGGAAAGUAGUUUGUUUGGCGGAUCAUCUUUGGGGACUAGGGGAGCGUGUUGAGAGUGAGACCCUGGUGAAUAAAUGUUGUGGUAUCCCAUGAAGAUGCUUUAUAGCUGUUGCAUGACAUUUAAUAUCUUUGUAUUAUUAAGUACAGACUUGGUAUGCAAUCAAAGAGACAACUGUUUGUACUUGUAAGGCAAUGUGUAUUUCUGUUAAACCAAAAAGAAAAUGU
Molecule: messenger RNA, 2204 nt
Organism: Abrus precatorius (Indian licorice)
Lineage: Eukaryota; Viridiplantae; Streptophyta; Magnoliopsida; Fabales; Fabaceae
Product: B2 protein
Exons: 5
Coding region: 960-1922 (320 amino acids)
Biological process (GO): response to endoplasmic reticulum stress
Source: RefSeq, a predicted model, not a curated record